AUGGUCUACUGCGGUAAGCCAUCCCGGGGCUGCCAAAUGUGUAGGGCCCGAAGAAUUAAGUGCGAUGAGACGAAGCCAACUUGUAACCAAUGCGCCAAAUCAAGAAGACAAUGUCCUGGCUACAAGGACGAAUUUGAUCUAGUCUUCCGCAAUGAAACACAGGCAACCGAAAGGAGAGCUCGCAAAGCUAGCAAGAAAGCAUCUGCUCAAAAACAGGACAAGCUAGGCUCACAGACAAACUCCAAGGUCGUCGCUCUCCGCAAGCCGACUCCCGACCAGUCUAUUCUAUCAACACUCCAGCUUCCAGUGGACCAGCAGGCUACCUGUCACUUCUUGUCAAACUUUGUUCUUCUGCCGUCCCACGACAACACACGUGGGUGGAUGGAAUUUGUUGUUCCUCUCCUCAAGAGUGAACAGCCAGCUCCUCAUUUCAAAUUGGCUUUCGAUGCUUGCGCGAUGGCUUCUCUUGGCAACCGCGUUGGCCCUGGAUGCAAUUUUGAGGGCAAGGCUUUGGGAAGCUACACGAAGGCCCUUUCUGCGACGUUCAUCGCCUUAAAAGACCCGGUCCUAUCCAAGGAAGACUCUACGUUGGCAGCUGUGCUCCUCCUAGGACUAUUCGAAAAUAUCACCGCAAAGCAGCUUGGAAUGCUCGCCUGGGGCUCUCACAUCGAAGGAGCCAUCCAACUGGUCAAGGCCAGGGAGAAGAAGCAGAUUCGAACAAGAACAGGUCUUGCUCUUUUUGUUGCUACACGAACUCAAAUGAUCAUUCACACAUUAACCACAGGCACACCCCCAGUUAUGGGCGUAGAAUGGUGGAUCACAGAUAGUGUCAAGAACCAUUUCGGAGCCGAGUGUCAGCGGCUUAACAUUCGAACAGCAGAACUCAGAGCUGAGUCCAACCGGUUGAUGACCACCUUGAGCCGGAGCCCGGAGAACAUCGAAUUAUUGCUCGACAUAAUUCGCCGGUGCCAAACCCUUGACCAGCAGCACGUCACCUGGGCCAACGGGCUACCCGAGUAUUUCCAGUACAAGUCUGUAGCUUGGGAGGACAAUGUGCCCAACGGCAACUACGCAUUGGCGGAAGUUUUCCCUGGUCGUAUUGAUGCAUAUCAAGAUCUUUGGGUCGUUAGCGUUUGGAACUUGAUGCGUUGCUCUCGCAUCAUUCUAGCAUCGCUGAUUGUUCGCUGUGCCGCUUGGGUUUGCGCACCUGUCGAUUACCGGACAACUCCCGAGUAUGCCACAGCCGCAAGGACGUGUGUUGACACUAUUACGGAUAUUAUUUCAUCGGUUCCAUACCAACUGGGCUGGUUUUCCAACCGAAGAGAUCUUCUUGAGCGAGCCAACCUCUCCGCAUUCGGAUGUGGCGAGGAGGACGCACUCAAAGGUCUACCAGGAUAUUUCCUUACUUGGCCUUUGACAUGUGUUCAGGGUCAAGACUACACAACUGAUGCACAGAGAGCAUGGGUCAAGGGUCGACUUCAAUUCAUUGGCAACCAUCUUGGUGUAAGAUAUGCCAAUGUCCUCCAUCAGCUUAAUAUUCGUGUUCCGUCUAUGCUUAUCCGCAGGGAUGGUUUGAUGGCCAGUCCUUACCCUGGGUCAUACAACUUUGAGAAGCUGCUGUCUUCCAAAACGGCACCAGCCAUGGCAGGAUAUUCAUUGAAUCCGAUUCAGCAACAUGAAGCUAUGCAAAAGGAGCGAAUCGACCGGCAGAAAACCGAGCUGCUGAGCAAAGCUGGAGGGACGCUGAACCCCAACGAGAUGGUGGCCAGCAGGAUGCUGCAGCUCCAGAAGUAA
Messenger RNA from Fusarium sp. VM40, 1794 nucleotides. NCBI's taxonomy places the organism in Eukaryota, Fungi, Ascomycota, Sordariomycetes, Hypocreales, Nectriaceae. The record is from the annotation of a GenBank genome assembly.